Messenger RNA from Athene cunicularia (burrowing owl), 4172 nucleotides. It is a transcript of the gene RRH, whose product is annotated as retinal pigment epithelium-derived rhodopsin homolog. Gene Ontology annotation, biological process: G protein-coupled receptor signaling pathway; visual perception. The record is from RefSeq and is a predicted model, not a curated record. Gene Ontology annotation, molecular function: G protein-coupled receptor activity. The coding region runs from base 2708 to 3712 and encodes 334 amino acids. Gene Ontology annotation, cellular component: photoreceptor outer segment; membrane. Lineage: Eukaryota; Metazoa; Chordata; Aves; Strigiformes; Strigidae. The transcript has 7 exons.
AGCUACUGCUUUUUGGAGAUGCAUAUUUUUCGAGGCAUUUUUUUCAGUCAGAUGAGUAUCUCUUUGGAGUGAAACUUUUCUAAUCAGCAGUUUAAAUCUAGUAAAAAUCUCUGUGAGGGAGGAAAAAAAAAAAUUUAUUAAUUAGUUUUCCAUUGGGUUUGAACCGUUUGCAUGUUUGUGAAAAUAAAAGGCAAGUUCUGCCUUAUAGAGCCCUCUAGUGGUGAUGUUCUUAAUAACCGUGGGAGGGUUUGGUUUGGUUUGGUUUUUUUACUACGGUUAUCACUGAAAAUAGGAAAGAGGCUUUGGUUUUGUUUUUUAAUUUUUUUAAUGCAAACUUUACGUUUCUUCUAAUCACUAGUGGAUUGACAUAUACUUUACACGUAAUUGAAAGGAACUUGCUAAACCCUGUAAUGGGUUUUGCAUUGUCCCAUAACUCUACAGAUACCUAAAACCUGAAGAAUGGACUUAAAUAGAAAUUGCAUUUUGUUGCUAAAGUGGUAAGGAAAAGCAUCACUUGAGGCUAUAAAGUGCCCCUCUAGUAAUAGUAUCUGUUAUUGGAGGAUAGAAACGGUCUGAGGUUUUGGAUGGUUUUUUUUUUUUUUUUAGGCCAGUAUUAAAAAGCAAUGUGCUAAGCUAUAUUUUAUCUGGCUUAGGCGCUGUGGUUCCAAGUUUCUGGAUUAUUUGUAUGAUUUAAUAUUUAAUUCCUUGCUUUAUCUUUUUGGCUUUGUUUUACGAACUGCAGUGUUCCAGAAAAAUUACUUUAGGUUCAUGAUAAGUAAUAUCUGCCUUUAAUUUUCAUUUUUUUCUCUCAAUUCCUGUUGCUGUAAAAUUAGCCAAAUUAAAGAGGAGACAGAGACAAUGUGAUGGUAUGUAGGAUGGACUGCACGUAAUAGAAACUUGCAUUUCAACCAAGAAGUAUGUAUAAAAUCUGUAUGGUCUCAUUAAGUGCUACUCUAAGUUUGGAAUCCUAUCUGAAUAAAAAUAGUAAUGCUUUGCUUUUCUGAGACAUUCAACAUUGCAAACUCUGACUUCUGUGGAAGCUUCAAGAUCUGAGAUGCUUUUGAAAAUCUUGCCAAAGUUUCAGGGGAGGAAAGCAAAGGUAUCAAUUUAUCACUGUGCUUUUAUCUUUUGAGGCAGGACUAUGGGGCACUAGGGAAGUUGCUUCAUUGCCAAACAGAUCGUGUUUCCUUUCAGAACCCUCCCACCUUGUUCCUGCCUAAUACUCUUCUGACAGGAAAAAUACCAUAAUAAUACAAGUACCCCGAGAACUGUAAGAGUGAGUGUAGGUUUGUGGCAUUAAAGAAGUGUUUGCUGGUAGAAUUUGUGACACAUGAUCGUCUGUAGUAAUGAUGACAUAAUGUCAUGGCUGCACAAGUUUUAUAUAAAAAUUUUCUUACCUUUAGAUUCAAAUGGGUGAAAGAUGCAGGAUGUCUGUUUCGGAAAGCUGAGGAUUGGGAGGGAAUGGUCUAUGAGUGUUUCAUGAGUUAGAGACGGGAGAGCUCUUCAGGUAUACUUCCUUUUUAUUGGAUGGCUAUAUUUCUCAAUACUGCCUGUGUACUACAGCCUUACUGCUGCUCAGAAAACACAGCUCUAGCCUGGGAGCCCGCUUGAGCUGCCUGUGACCCACCUACAGCUGAAGAACCACUGGUUGCUCAUCCUUGUCACCUUUAUGCCCACUAUGAAUGCAAAACUGGAGGCAAAAAGUGUAUGAAGGGGAAUGAGUGGGAGAUACCUUCUUUGAUUGUAUAUACUGAUAUUGUAUAUAAACUCUUUGGGCAAAAGUUUAUUUCAGCUAAUAUUUAUGCAGGAUUUUGUAAAAGGUCUUUACUUUGGUGUUCUGCUACCUCAUAAUUGAAAAGAGGAAGACGUGAGCUGCUGAUCGAGCCCCUGGAAAAUGCCUAAUUAUCUGCACAGUAACUUGCUGUGAAAAAUUUGCCUGAAGUAACCUUACGUGUAUGUGUAUGUGUUUGGGAGACGGAGGGUGCUCAGACUUGUAAGGCAUAUUCAACGAGCAUUUUCUGCAGACCAGACUAUUUUAGAAAUAUUUUCUAUUUUAGAAAUGUAGCGAUUGAGUUUUCUGAAAGUUAUGCCUCACUUUAGAAAAUACUGGACCGCGUUCUUGUGUCUGCAUCAGCUUGAGAGUUUAAAUCAAUCUAAGAAUCUCGAUGAAGUAGGUCUUUAAAGAUUUGAAGGGAUGGACUUUAGAGUAAGCAUAUCCUGCUUUUUAAAGAAAUUGCCAUUUGUGUCUGUAUGUUGUGCUGUGGUUUUGUGUGUUCUCUGUGAUGACAGGAAUUAAUUGCAAGCCAGGCUGAUGACCAGCUGACCUGAGCCAACUUUUUUUGAGGUUUCCUAAGCAUUGCACAAGAGGUUUGAAGGAAAAAGUUUGGGGGCAUGUGACAGAUAAUCUCUUUAGCAGUGAGAAUGAAAUUUAAGCACACUGUUGGAAAAACACUCAGUUCUAUGCUGCUCUUUGUUUGAAUUAACAAUCUCUUGCAUAGACUUAGAGUGUAAACUUCUUUGCACUUUAGUCUAAUUAAAUCGUGGUUGGAGGCUGUGAAUGGUAGGGGGAACUGCACCCUACCCCCCUUUUUUUAAUUGUUUAGUGAGUCUGUUGAAUAAUGAAAGAAUUUGCCUGACAGGGUUUUGUAGUGUUUCGUGGUCUUGAUGAAUUAUCGCAGAGGUUAGACGACAGUCUCUUUUGUCCAAAAUGCAUUGGAACGAUUCAUCCAAUUCCUCAGAAAGUGACAAUGAAGCUCAUUCAGCCUUUACACAGACUGAGCACAACAUAGUUGCAGCUUACUUAAUAACAGCAGGAACGAUAAGCAUUUUCAGUAACAUUGUUGUGUUAUGCAUCUUUGUUAAGUACAAAGAGCUUCGGACAGCAACCAACGCAAUUAUUAUCAACUUGGCUUUUACUGACAUUGGUGUUAGUGGCAUUGGUUACCCCAUGUCUGCUGCCUCAGACCUAUAUGGAAGCUGGAAAUUUGGAUAUACUGGAUGCCAGAUCUAUGCUGCUUUAAAUAUCUUUUUUGGGAUGGCGAGUAUUGGUUUACUCACUGUUGUUGCAGUUGACCGUUAUCUGACAAUCUGCAGGCCUGAUAUAGGAAGAAGAAUGACUACCCGUAGCUAUGCCACUCUAAUCCUUGCUGCUUGGAUAAAUGCAGUAUUUUGGGCUUCCAUGCCUACUGUAGGCUGGGCUAGCUACGCUCCGGAUCCGACAGGAGCAACAUGCACAGUAAACUGGAGGAAAAAUGAUGUGUCCUUUGUUUCCUACACAAUGAGUGUAAUUGCUGUUAAUUUUGUUGUACCCUUAACAGUCAUGUUUUACUGUUAUUACAAUGUUUCCCGGACAAUGAAACAAUAUGCGAGCAGUAGCUGCCUGGAGAGCAUCAACGUAGAUUGGUCUGACCAAGUAGAUGUGACAAAGAUGUCUGUUGUGAUGAUUGUAAUGUUCUUGAUGGCGUGGUCUCCAUAUUCUAUUGUGUGUUUAUGGUCUUCCUUUGGAGACCCAAAGAAAAUUUCUCCUGCAAUGGCUAUCAUAGCUCCUCUAUUUGCAAAAUCCUCCACAUUCUAUAAUCCCUGCAUUUAUGUUGUUGCAAACAAAAAGUUUCGGAGGGCAAUCCUGGCAAUGGUGCGAUGUCAGAAAAGAGAAGAGAUAGCUAUAAACAAUGCCUUGCCCAUGAGUGUAUCUCAAAGUGCACUGACAUCAUAGAACUCAUGUCAUUUGCCUGAAUGUGUUACAUGGAAAGGAGUGAAAUCUGGGUUAAAGUUAAUUAAUCUUUUGGAAGAUUAAUCUUUUGGAAGAUUAAUCUUUUGAAAUAAUAAUCUGCCCCAGCCAGCCUGGGUCUGUUAAUCACAGUAAUCUUUUUAAGUAGGUUAAGAAGACAAAGCUGCUAAGACUUUAGUUUUUGAGAGUGAGGUUUAUUGGCUCAAUAAGUCUGUCCCAAAUAAAAAAGGCUAGUGAAAUGGUCACUGUGACUUUUACAGGGUUGGACAAGGUGACACAGGGCAGGGAGAGACUGAAGCAAGAAGUGCUUAGGUUCAUUAACACAGAUUUUGCACCUGUAAUUCCUUUCAUGAAUUACUUUCCCUCAACCUCCCUUGAAAGUUUUCCAGACUUGAAAUAUUCUGGAUUCUCCCUGUGUCAAUAUAUUUCUGUACCAAGUGUCUUU